Messenger RNA from Clupea harengus (Atlantic herring), 2148 nucleotides. RefSeq names its product NOP9 nucleolar protein (gene nop9). Gene Ontology annotation, cellular component: nucleolus; 90S preribosome; preribosome, small subunit precursor. Gene Ontology annotation, molecular function: RNA binding. The record is from RefSeq and is a predicted model, not a curated record. Gene Ontology annotation, biological process: endonucleolytic cleavage in 5'-ETS of tricistronic rRNA transcript (SSU-rRNA, 5.8S rRNA, LSU-rRNA); ribosomal small subunit export from nucleus; endonucleolytic cleavage in ITS1 to separate SSU-rRNA from 5.8S rRNA and LSU-rRNA from tricistronic rRNA transcript (SSU-rRNA, 5.8S rRNA, LSU-rRNA). NCBI's taxonomy places the organism in Eukaryota, Metazoa, Chordata, Actinopteri, Clupeiformes, Clupeidae.
AUACAACACUGCUUGGACAGCAGGGAGCGCAAAAGUUGUAUGACGUACAUUGCAUGCGACCUAAUACGUCAUUUCUACGCGAGCACGAAAACAUAUUCGACACUUUUGUAUGCCGCAUAUCCAGGAAGGAAAUGAUUGUAGACAUCGCAAGGAACCUUUGACCAACUGGGUAUUCAUGUGCUGUUUCUGUUCAUUGUCGCCCGGUGUGAAUAUACAAAGAAAAAUCAGUUAGACAUGGUGGAGAAGAUGGAAGUAAGUUCAAAGAAGCAACCGAAAGAUGGCAGCAAAAAGAAGUGGUCUGGAAAUGGAGAGAAGCGAAAAGGCGAGAGUAGCCCAGCGGGAGGUGAGAGGAAACACCUGGAUGCCCAAACUGUGGGCUACUUUCGGAGAGUUAGCGACAUGCUCAGUGAGGGUUUCAAUGAGGAUGAGGAGAAAGUUCUAUUUGUUGACAAUGUGCUGAGAGAGAUGGAGGGACAGGCCAUCAUGGUUGCCAUGGGCAUGACGGGCAGCGUCGCCCUUCAGAAGCUGCUGCCCUUUGCCAAUGUUGCUCAGGUUGGGCAAGUCCUGUCAGCACUUGGUGGGGAGGACGGGUCAGGGCUCAGAGCUGUGUCAUGUGACCGCUGUGGAGGACACGUAAUGGAGAGCGCCCUGAGACAGAUGUCCAGAUGGACAGACAACAGUCCCUCUGAGCAAGAGGAGCCUGCUACCACAGAUGGCGGUGAGGACAAGGAGGCAGAGGAUUGUGGAAUACUGGAGGAGCAGGUGCUGUCCAUGUGUAACGUGGUCAGAGAGAACAUCCUGGAGUUCAUCAGAAACACACACGGCUCCCAUGUGAUGCGCACUCUGGUGCACGUGUUGGCAGGGUGUGUGGCUCCUGCACGUGCUGACUCCCGUCCAGGGAGAAAGGAUAAGAAUGCUGCACCCCCACUGACAGACUUUGAAGCGCCAGUCUCUUUCUGGAUGGAGCUGAAGAACCUUUCAGCUUGUUUAAUGGAGAACAUCAAUGUGUGUGUAACUGACUCCAAUGCCUGCCCAGUCCUCCAGACAAUGCUGGUAGUUUGUCACAGAAAGAGACCAAAGCUUCUAAAGCAGAUGACCAAAGGCAUCAUGGGAUAUCUGAGUGGUAUCAGCUCUGCUCCCGGAGUCAGUCCACUUUUGGUGUUUUUUAAAGACCCGACCUCAAGUCGUCUGCUUGAAACAGUAAUAGAGUUGUCCCACAAGGCCUUGCUCCGUGAUCUGUACAAAAGCCACCUGCAAACGAAGCUUGUGGACCUUGCCCUCCAUCCCAUUGCAAAUUUCCCCAUACAAAGACUAAUAGCAGCCUCUGCUAACCUAAAAGUGUUCCCUAAACUGUUUAAUGAGAUGGUGGAGGGUCUGGAGGCCAUCAUGGCUGCAGGUCACAUGGGUGUGGUGGUCCAAUUGGCAAAGAGCUGUGCGGAGCGAGAGGAGACGCAGGGACCCAUGUUACAGCACCUCCUACAGGCGUUCCACUGUAAUGAGCCUGCAUCCCGGCACACCUCCUCUCUCCCUCUCUUUCUGUCCUUAUACGCCUAUGAGUUGUGCUACCCCACAGAGACAGCAGAGGGCGACCCGCCUCCGCAGCGCCCCCUAGAGGCCAUAUGCUAUCAUGGCUCCUGUUUGGUGCAGUCCCUGGCAAAAUUCAAAGACCGCUCCCUGCUCAUGAACAGCCUUCACAGCCUGAGUCCUGCGGAACUCCUCGCCCUUGGCUCCCACCAGCUAGGGAGCCACGCGAUGCAGGCUCUGGUGACCACAUGUAGUGACAAGGGCAAGGGCAAAAUCCUGAGGAAAAUUGAGGGAACCUAUGUCCAGCUGGCCUGCUCUAGGUACGGGAGCCGCUUUUUGGAGGCCGUGUGGAAUAGUGCCACUGUGAGCCAAAGACAGAGCAUUGCACAGGAACUUGUUCCCAGUGAAACACAGCUAAGGUCAGAUCAGUUUGGGCGACACAUCUGGCCCAAGUUCGGGCUGGCGCACUUUGGCAAGAGAAAGGCUCAUUGGAUGGAAAUUCAAACAGGGGACUCGAAGAAGAGGAAGAUGUUUAGUGACCUUCUUGAGUGACAUUAUUACUUUUUUGUAUCCAUCUUAAGAAGUUUUUUAUCCACAAUAAACGCCCCUGUGUCUUAUGUUUUA